CAAAAAAAUGUUAUUAAAUAUUUUAUGAAGGUGGAAUAUUUCAUGAUUGCGCUACGCAUGAUAUGGAUAUGAUCUGUUGGAUCAUGGGAGAAGCGCCCUCUACCAUCAUUUGUCAAGCGCAUUCUUUUAUUCCUGAGAUUGGUGCCUUGAAUGAUGUUGAUCAGGUUGGAAUCAUGAUGAAGUUUCCAAGCGGUGCUAUCGCUCAGGUUGAUCUUAAUCGCAAUGCUUUUUAUGGAUAUGACCAGAGACUUGAGAUUUUUGGUUCCAAAGGUAUGCUAGAAACUAAGAAUGAGCAUCAGACCCUGGUCAACAUGCAUGGUGUGAACGGAGUGGGUAGUGGGUGCAUCAAACGUUCGUUCCCUACACGAUACAAGGAUUCCUACAUCCUCGAAUUUGAACAUUUUCUAAAUGUGUUUAAAG
Messenger RNA from Anneissia japonica, 420 nucleotides. Its product is annotated as myo-inositol 2-dehydrogenase-like. Gene Ontology annotation, cellular component: cytoplasm. The annotation marks the transcript as partial. Gene Ontology annotation, biological process: NADPH regeneration. The transcript is spliced from 2 exons. Gene Ontology annotation, molecular function: oxidoreductase activity. NCBI's taxonomy places the organism in Eukaryota, Metazoa, Echinodermata, Crinoidea, Comatulida, Comatulidae. The record is from RefSeq and is a predicted model, not a curated record.